This is a messenger RNA of Suillus fuscotomentosus, 759 nucleotides long. RefSeq lists its product as uncharacterized. The record is from RefSeq and is a predicted model, not a curated record. NCBI's taxonomy places the organism in Eukaryota, Fungi, Basidiomycota, Agaricomycetes, Boletales, Suillaceae. The transcript has 3 exons. The coding region runs from base 1 to 759 and encodes 252 amino acids.
AUGUCCUCAAAGUCUCAGAUGUCGCCAAAGUCUUCAAAGUCUCCAAAGUUACCACGGUUGAAUUCAAGGACACUAAAAUUCUCUCACGGCCUCCUUUCACUGCACUUCUAUCCAAAACACUUUAACGUUCACCAAGUACAACCCUUUGCUCUGUAUUUCGAAGCAGAUGUUAUUAACGCAAUAACCCGCUUUAUCCUAGGCCAAACGAUCUCCCUCAAAGAAUACGACGAUAACAAUCCACUUUCCUCGUCGUUGCAAAGCGAUUCUCAAAACCGCCUCCUGCACAUCGCUUGUUACCCCCCAUUCCACCUCUUGCAUACUGCGUCUCUGGAGAGCCAGAUGUUCCAUUUUUUAUCUGCGUUGUCUGGCCCUUCGAGCGACGUGUUCAUACACUCGAAUGUCGAGCGCAUUGGUACCGAUGUCGACGAUACAGUAACGGAUGCUCAUAUUGAUACCCUAUUAGGCCUUACUCAGGACAACUCUCUAUUGUGGCCUCCCUUAGACCUUUUCGACAAAUACAUGGAGUGGGAAGGAGAAUGGACCGCAAGUUUAGAGGCAUGGUUCAUGAGGCACAUUGCUGCCAUACAAGACAGGGAUUCGCGUGCGUUCGCUACCUGCAGUCAAUGGACAGCGAGACUCUGUCAACGCACAACUUCUUCUUCCAAAGAUACCAGCAGGGUUGUAACCGAGGCUCAAGCGGAAUUGUUGUGCUUCGACAUCGACAAAUUGGAUCCAAAAUCGUUUGCGGCCCUAGAUUAG